Lachancea meyersii CBS 8951 is the source of this 1524-nucleotide messenger RNA. NCBI's taxonomy places the organism in Eukaryota, Fungi, Ascomycota, Saccharomycetes, Saccharomycetales, Saccharomycetaceae. The record is from the annotation of a GenBank genome assembly.
AUGGAUCCCAGAACAGUGCACAUAGUAGGCUACCUGGUUGGCCUUUUUUUCGCACUGGAACCUUCGUACAUCCAUCCAGAUGAGCAUUUCCAGAGUCUGGAGAUUCUGGCACAUCUUUUUUACGGCUCAGCAGCCACGGUGCCGUGGGAAUUUGCGGCCAGGAACGCAGCCCGAAGUUUCGGGCCGCUGUAUGUCGCGUACGGGCCGUUAUUCUACCUGUACAGACGACUGGGCAGCCCAGCACCGGGUCUAGCGUUGUUGUACCUUGUGCGAUUGCAGAACUACAUUGUUUACACGUGUGUUUACAUGCUGGCGUUGCAGUUUCUGCUGAGAUCGAAACUGGACCGAGCCAAGGCAACCUUCUACAUUUCAACCUCAUACGUCACCUGGACGUACCAGACCCACUCGUUCUCCAAUUCGCUCGAAACAUGCGCUCUGCUGAUCGUAUUAUCCCUCUUCCAGGUACUAAUCCUGGAUGCUCGAGCUCCUCGCCACAACCACUACCGGACAUCGGCAAUCUUGGGUUUCGUUAUUGCGUUUGGAUUUUUUAAUCGAAUUACGUUCCUCGGGUUCAUUGCGCUGCCAGCCAUCCCCACAUUGCGAAAAUUCUACCUCGGACAUCUGAAAUCACUCUUGAUCUGUGCAACGACUUUUUGCCUUUCAUGUUGCGCAUUCAUUUACGCCGAUACCGUGCUGUAUGAAACGCCGCAUUGGUGUAUUGCCCCGCUCAACAAUUUGGAAUACAACCUUCAGAGCUCCAAUUUGGCCUUACACGGAGUGCACCCGCGGUACACCCAUAUCCUCAUCAAUAUUCCUCAGAUGCUAGGGCCAUUAGUGACGUAUUUCAUUUCCAGAAAACAGAAAAUCAACCUGACGAUGCUGUCGUGCAUCUCAGGUCUGCUGUUUCUAUCGGCAUUCCAGCAUCAAGAACUCCGUUUUUUGAUCCCACUAAUGCCACUACUAUGCGCCUCCAUUAAUUUAUCCAAUCUCAGCUCAUCAGUGCGGAACAGGUAUAUUACCAGGACUUGGCUGGUAUUUAAUGUUGUAUUUGGCGUCAUCAUGGGUUCCUUGCACCAAAGGGGCGUUUUAACUGCUAUUGAGGAGAGCACUAAAAACAAUGCACCAAUCGACGUUCAUGUUUGGUGGAAAACAUACUCGCCUCCAACGUGGCUUUAUUCGAACCAUAACCUCGUUGUGUCCACUACAAACAUUCAUGAUGGAGAAGAAAAUUUAGACGACGUGAAUUUUCAAAUUAUAAGAAAUCAUGUUGUUGAUCUAAAAGGCUGCGACUAUGAGCUAUUUGAAGUCGCCAUGCACAAUUUCUUAGAGCUCAAUGCCAGUGUUCGCGUGUUUAUCCCCAAAUCCACCGAUACUCUAUUCACUAAUUUCAGAUCUAGGAAUCCAACUGUCAGAAUUGACAAAGUGUGGGAAACGCGCUUGAACCUGGAUUUAGACCACUUGGACUUUACGGACUUGUCUACCUUAAUUCCCGGAUUUUUAAUUUACGAGGUGGCUGCGACGUGA